UAUGUGUACAAAAGGCAGACAAAUUUUUUUAGUACAUAAAUGUAUGCUAAAUUUAGUUCGUACCACAGCAUUUAGAACCUUUUCUACACACACAAUUUGAUAAAUAAUGGCCCUGGUGUGGGAUGAGUCUAUCGAAGAGAAGGUCUCCAUGUUCCAGAGACUAUAAACAAGGCGGGAGUGUAUUGAGACUUAGUUAUUUCUUUGUCUGAGCCUCUGGCUGUAAUCUGGGUGUAAUCAGCUUAGCCCACUGCUCCUCUGACCACUGCUGGGUGGGCACUUUCUGUCCUCUGGGGUUUAGUUCAGCCAUCACUCUCACUAACUUGUACACCUGUUUAAGUGUUUUCAGAGGACAGGCGCUGUCAGCUCUGAGGUCGAGAAGUGUCUGGAGGGAGCUGCCCCGGUAAUGGCGGAGCAUCAAGGUGUGGGAUUUGCUGCUGCCAGCGCAUAUCCCAAAAAGAUUCUGGAAUAUAUGGAAGGUUUCCUUAUCUCAAAGGCGUUGUUCACAUCCUGCGAGCUGGGUGUGUUUGACGUGUUGCUGAGUGCAGAGCGCCCCCUGUCGGCUGAGGAGAUCUGUCAGGCAGUUGGAGCCAGUCUGGAUGGCACCCAGAGGCUGCUGGCAGCCUGCACCGGCCUGCAGCUGCUCAGUGCACACCACAGCAACGGGCGCAUGUUUUACAGUAACACAGAGCAGGCCAGUGUCUACCUGACCCGCUGUAGUCCUUUAUCCCUCUACCACUCCAUCCAGUACACCUCCAAAUCCAUCUACCUGUGUUGGCACUACUUGACUGAUGCCAUCAGAGAGGGGAGAAACCAGUAUGAAAAAGCAUUUGGAGUCAGCUCUGAGGACCUAUUUAAAGCUUUGUACAGGUCUGAUGAGGAGGUCGUGAAAUUUAUGCACUUGAUGAACUCCAUUUGGAACAUCUGUGGAAGAGAUGUGAUCACAGCCUUUGACCUUUCACCUUUUAAGGUCAUCUGCGACCUUGGAGGCUGCAGCGGGGCGUUAGCCAAGCACUGCACGUCAGCUUACCCAGAAUGCACUGUGACGAUCUUUGACCUCCCCAAGGUGGUACACACGUCAAGGGAAUACUUUGUUACCGAGCCCAACAGCAGGAUAAAUUUCCACGAAGGGGACUUCUUCAAAGACCUCCUGCCAGAAGCUGACCUCUACAUCCUCGCCAGGAUCGUCCACGACUGGACAGACCAAUGCUGCAUCGAGCUGCUCAGCAGAGUACACAAAGCCUGCAAACCAGGGGGCGCCGUGUUAUUGGUGGAGGCAUUGCUCCACGAGGAUGGUUCUGGCCCGCUGACUGUGCAGCUGUACUCCCUGAACAUGCUGGUGCAAACAGAGGGUCGGGAGAGGACAGCUGCUCAAUACGCCGCCCUGCUGGCUGCUGCCGGCUUUACAGACAUCCAUCACCGGCUCACUGGCAAGAUCUAUGACGCAGUUCUCGGACACAAAGCGACAUCAAACUAAAAAAUUAAGCUUCUGUUGUGUGUGUAUAGUACCAGAAAUUAUAUUCAGUUUUACUUUUUUGUCUUGUUUCUCUGAUAAUUCUGAGUCAGAAUGUGCGCAAAACAUUUUUAGCCAUCCAUUUUCUAAACCUGUUUAUUCCAAUUAGUC
This is a messenger RNA of Thalassophryne amazonica, 1621 nucleotides long. RefSeq names its product acetylserotonin O-methyltransferase (gene asmt). NCBI's taxonomy places the organism in Eukaryota, Metazoa, Chordata, Actinopteri, Batrachoidiformes, Batrachoididae. Gene Ontology annotation, biological process: methylation; melatonin biosynthetic process. Bases 404 to 1474 code for a protein of 356 amino acids. The transcript is spliced from 8 exons. The record is from RefSeq and is a predicted model, not a curated record. Gene Ontology annotation, molecular function: acetylserotonin O-methyltransferase activity.